CGAUCAAGUUUAUUAAACAAUAAACAUAUUCGGCUAUAACUUCAAUUUUUUGAUAUUAUGAUCAUAUCAUAUAAGUUCACAGGUUCCUUUGUGCUUCAUGAAAUUCAUGGAAAAAUUUGAGCUUCUUAGGCACAUGUCACUUGUGUCUUUGAUUGUGCUUAUUUUAUGUAUUAUUACACCCCCAAUAUUUGCUACAAGGAAUUGUGAUUUUCCUGCCAUAUUUAGCUUUGGUGCUUCAAACGUUGACACUGGUGGUUUGGCUGCUGCCUUUCAAGCACCACCUUCUCCAUAUGGAGAGACUUAUUUUCAUAGAUCAACUGGAAGAUUUUCUGAUGGUCGAAUCAUUCUUGAUUUCAUAGCACAGAGCUUUGGACUUCCCUAUCUAAGUCCAUAUCUUAAUUCUCUUGGGUCUAACUUCACACAUGGUGCAAACUUCGCAACAGGAGGAUCAACAAUCAAUAUCCCUAAUAGUAUUAUACCUAAUGGGAUAUUUAGUCCAUUUUCUCUUCAAAUUCAGUACAUUCAAUUCAAAGAUUUCAUAUCCAAAACAAAUCUCAUUCGGGAUCAAGGAGGUGUAUUUGCAACUUUGAUCCCCAAAGAAGACUAUUUUUCCAAAGCCUUAUACACAUUUGAUAUUGGUCAAAAUGAUCUUAUUGGUGGUUAUUUUGGUAACAAGACUAUAAAACAAGUCAAUGCUACUGUACCCGAUAUAGUAAACAAUUUCAUAGUGAAUAUCAAGAACAUAUACAAUUUAGGGGCUAGGUCAUUUUGGAUACACAGCACAGUACCAAGUGGUUGCACUCCUACCAUUUUGGCUAAUUUUCCAUCUGCAAUAAAGGAUAGUUAUGGUUGUGCAAAGCAAUACAAUGAAGUAUCUCAAUAUUUUAAUUUAAAGUUGAAGAAAGCAUUAGCUCAACUUCGUGUCGAUCUUCCUCUUGCUGCAAUAACAUAUGUUGAUAUCUACUCUCCUAAGUACUCUCUUUUUCAAAAUCCAAAAAAAUAUGGAUUUGAGCUUCCACAUGUGGCAUGUUGUGGCUAUGGAGGAAAGUACAACAUUCGUGUUGGCUGUGGAGAAACCAUAAACAUAAAUGGUACAAAAAUUGUUGCUGGAUCGUGUAAAAACCCAUCUACUAGAAUCAUUUGGGAUGGUUCCCACUUCACAGAAGCAGCUAACAAGAUUGUCUUUGAUCAAAUAUCUACCGGAGCUUUCUCUGAUCCUCCUAUUUCUCUAAAUAGGGCAUGUACCAGUUUUGUUGUAUAUUAAAAAUAAGGUAAACCUUCGGUGAAAAAUAAAUAAAUAAGUUGAACCUUUUUAAA
Messenger RNA from Medicago truncatula (barrel medic), 1317 nucleotides. RefSeq names its product esterase. Bases 98 to 1264 code for a protein of 388 amino acids. Lineage: Eukaryota; Viridiplantae; Streptophyta; Magnoliopsida; Fabales; Fabaceae. Gene Ontology annotation, molecular function: hydrolase activity, acting on ester bonds. The record is from RefSeq and is a predicted model, not a curated record. The transcript is spliced from 5 exons.